UGCCCCCGAGGUUUUAAAAAACGCACCAAAUACCCUCGCCUGUUUCGAUUCACAUAAUAUACCCCUAUUUAUCCGUACUGUUCAUGACAUGCACCUGUCAGCUAACGCCGUUAGUCUGCCGUUAGUGGUGUUUUACUUAUUUGCCCUUAAUUUUGGUUUAGCGCCAUUGACUUCCUUCACUUUCACAGAAAGACCAAAAAAAAAAAAACCGUUCACAUUUUUCUCUUUCUCUCUCCUCUCCCCUGUUCUUCUUCAAGCUCUAAUCCUACUCAAACCCUAGAAAUUCUGGGUAGAUCUUCAAUAUUUUUGUGAAUUUUGCUGCGCACCUUAAAGGCGAGUUCGUGGGUUGUGAUUUUGCUUCAAUCGCGACAAAAAAGGGAGAAACUUGAGGCGAUUUCCAGUUGAGUUAGUGUUGAAGAGGAAACGGGAAUUUUAAAGUUGGUUAGUCUACUUCCAGGAUGAGUGCUAUUUGGUUGUUACUACGUUAUGGGUCACAUAGUUUUGAUAUUAGAGUGGGAGACAUGGAAAAAUAUCGUUUGUUGAAGUUGUUUCUUGAUAUCUUUGAGGAAUCAGUUAAGCAAGAUGUUUUUUUGCCUAGUACCUUUAGCUUGUAUGUUGAGGGUCCUUGUGGUAAGGUUGAAUUGAAUGAUGAUAAGACUUUAAGGCUUCUGUGGGGAUGGAAUUGGGGUAAAGACACUGCUGAAAUUUGGGUUGAGGGAACAGAUAAACCAGGAUUGGUGUUUAGGAAUGCUGUUGCAACAAUUGAGAAUCAUAGAAAGGAAAAAGAGAGACAACUUAAGGAGAGACAAGAGGAACUGUUGAGGGCUCAAAGAGAGGAGGAAGAGGCAAUGAGGAAACAACAGGAAAGGGAGGACAUUUUGAGGGAAAUACAGGAACAAAUGGAGUACACUGUGGCUAUGGAGGUCCCUGUUGUUGAUUGUGAGGACAUGAAGGUUGAGUAUGUGAGAGUCAUUAGCAAAGAUGAUGCUGAUGAGGUGUUUCCAGGUUGCUCUCAACCACAACAAACACAAGAAUCCCCAAAGAAACAACCCACCCCACCCAAACACACAAAUCAUGUUGCUUCUAAGUCAAAAGGCAAGGAUAAGCCUGCUUCUAAGAAACUAACCCCCAAAAGGAGGGCAUCAGCUAAACAACCCACCCCACAGAAACAACCCACCCCACCUAAACAACCCACCAAACAACCUACACCACCACCCCCACCACCCCCACCACAGAAAGAACCCACCCAACCAAAACAACAACAACACACACCACCACCAGAACAUCCCACCUCUCCACCACAACAACAACAACACACACCACCACCAGAACAUCCCACCUCUCCACCACAACAUCACACCCCUCCACCACCACCACAAAAUCCCACUCCACCACAGAACAACCAAACUGAUGAGCCUAACAAUCAAGCACCACCUGAUCAAGCUCAGCCAGUGAAAAAGAAGGGGGGCAGAGCUAGACCUGAGGGGUUUAGGGGUAACAAAGUCACUGCUAAGAAGGCUGGAACUUGGGUUUCCAAGGGAAAGGGAAAAGGGAGAAAGGGUACAGGAAGGUCUAAGACACCAGGGGUUUUUGCUGAUGUUGGUGAGAUAUGUUCAGAAGAGGAGAGUGAGGAUUCUGAUUAUGAGGAAUCAGAUUCUGAACAAGAGGAUGUUCUGAAUGAUUGGAUUGAUUCUGAUGUUGAUGAUGAGGUGAUUCCUGAUGAUAUUCCUGAUUUGGGGUUUGAGGAUUGUCUAAAUGGUUCCUCAAAGAUGGAUAAGGCCUAUAAAAAUGGCAAAAUAUGGACUGAUCAACCAUAUGGGUCCAUUAAGUUAGAACCCUGGUUGAUCUUUCAUGAUAAGGCCACAUUUCUUGAAGUGUUGAGAAGUUACUGCAUACAGGAGGGGUUUGGGCUUAGUGUUGAGAGGGCUGACAAUAGGAGGUACACAGCAGUGUGUGCAGUGGAGUCAUGUGACUGGAGGAUACAUGCCAGUAGGUUGUUUGACAAUGUUAGCUGGGCCAUUAAGGUGAUCAGUGGGUCCCACAGAACUUGUGGGAGGCUUGAGGAGAAUCCAGUGGUGACCUCUGAGUGGUUGUGUAAGCAUAUGUUGGGGGAAAUAGAGGCAAAUCCAGAGAUUCCAGUGGAGACAUUGAGGAGGUAUGCACAGGAGAAGUUUCAGUUGAGGGUGAAAAAGAGGCUAUUGUACAAGGUCAGGAGUAUGGCAAAGGGAAAGCUGCAUGGUGGUUGGGCUGAAGCAUAUGAGCUGUUGCCUAGAUAUGCUGAGAUGAUUAAGCAAACAAACUCAAGAACAUGCAAGAGUGGAGGAACAAGUGCCACUGGACCAAGUACUUCAAAGAGUGGUGCAGCAAGAGCAAGUACAUCAAAUGGGGGACCAAACACAAGGAAGAGGUCAAAGGCAGCUGCAUAGUCACCUCAGUUGGCUAUAUUUUGUGAAUUGUAGUGCACAAAGCUAAACUAAUUUAGUCAAAUCAGUUUAGUCAGAAUCAGUUUAGUUAGAAUCAGUUUUUGGAAACAGUUGUGCAGAGAUCAUUUUUUGGAAACAGUGAAAUGCUUAGAACACCUCUUUUUGUGCAGUUCAGUGGUGUUUGUCCACUUAAAGUUCAGUUUAUGUAAAGCUUAUUUGCUUGAACAAGUAUUUAUGGAACAAAGUCUCUUUAUUUCAUGAAA
Messenger RNA from Spinacia oleracea (spinach), 2686 nucleotides. RefSeq lists its product as uncharacterized. The transcript has 2 exons. Bases 459 to 2426 code for a protein of 655 amino acids. Lineage: Eukaryota; Viridiplantae; Streptophyta; Magnoliopsida; Caryophyllales; Amaranthaceae. The record is from RefSeq and is a predicted model, not a curated record.